Messenger RNA from Adineta steineri, 921 nucleotides. NCBI's taxonomy places the organism in Eukaryota, Metazoa, Rotifera, Eurotatoria, Adinetida, Adinetidae. The record is from the annotation of a GenBank genome assembly.
AUGCAUGGACAACAGUAUCACGGAGCAGUACAAGCGCCACCUCCGCCUCCAUAUCAAAAUCACAUGGAACUUAAUCAACAAUUAUCUACCUAUAGUAGAUCAGCCGAAGAACGUAUGGCUGAUUUUCAACAACUUGUUGCUCGUUAUGAAAUUAAUCAUACAUUUGCUACAAAAUUACGUGUUCUUGAAGGUUAUGAAAUCGUAUUUAUUUGUGAUGAUUCAGGUUCAAUGAAUACUCCACUUGGCGAUCUUUCUGGUCCAUUUGAUAAAAUGCCAUCACGAUGGGAUGAAUUAAAACAAACCGUAUCAAUUGUUGUCGAUUUAGCAAAUGUUUUUGAUCCGGAUGGUGUUGAUGUAUAUUUUCUGAAUCGUGAACCUAUAUUUCAUGUUCAAAGUUCUGAACAAUUAUUACCAAUCUUUGCUAUUCCACCAGCUGGUCCAACUCCGAUCGUUCCAGUUUUUCGACGUGUACUUCGUGAUAAACAACAUGAAAUUGAAGAACGUAGAUUACUGAUACUUUUAGCAACAGAUGGCGUACCAACAGAUAAUCAAGGCCAUCGAGAUAUUCGUUCGUUUGAAUAUGUUCUUAAACAAGAACGUAAACCAACAGAUCGUAUACCUGUGACAAUUAUCGCUUGUACAGAUGAUGAUGAUUGUAUUGGUUAUUUAAAUGAUUGGGAUAAGAAAAUUCCUAAUCUUGAUGUUGUAGAUGAUUACAGAAAUGAAAAAAAAGAAAUUCAAGGACGUCAAGGCAAACAUUUUCCAUUUAGUUUUGGUGACUAUGUCGUCAAGAUUCUUAUGGGUGGUGUUGAUAGUUGGUUUGAUGAUUUAGAUGAAAAGAAAGUUACAACUGAUGGUUAUGGACGACCAAGUGGAAGUGCUCGAGGAAAACGAAAUAAACAAAGAUGUGUUAUUUUAUAA